CAGUGAAAGAGAGUAGAAAGAAAACUAAAGAAAGUAGAAGAGUAAGAUAACUCACGAGAUGUGGGAAGUGUUGCUUCUGGCGGUUGUUAUAUCGUCAAUUUCUCCGAGUCAAGGCCUGUACCAAGUCACUAGCAAAGAAAAUUAUACAAGUUAUGGAAACACUGAAAAUAAGGAUCUCAGUAAUUCAUCCUUCGACGAAAUCCUGGAUAAAUGUCGCCAGGAGAACCCAAGUUCCUCCCGAAGGACCCUGACGCUGUGCCUGAGGAGCCAUGGGGUGACGGCGUGGGAGGAGCGGAGAGAGAGGAGAGCCGUGGAAAGAAACGGGAAAGCAAACUGCGGGAAAAGAUACAAGCUCAUGGCGGGAGCGAAAAGGACCUUCCAAGUCAAAGGAAAUGAGAACUUUUGCAAAGUUUUCUUUGAGCCAAGGGGUAAGGCGGAGCUACAGUUAGUUUGCAGGAAAUUCGACCUCUCGAACUGCGAUGAAGAAUACCUUGAGGUUACUGACCAAGACUCCAAAGAGAAGUAUUGCAAUAACGAAGGACCUGAUACGCGAAAGGGACUGAGGAAAGUGCGUCUUACAUAUAAGAAAGUCAGCGAAGUGAGUGAUAAGCCAAAUAUCCUGUGUGUCGUCAAAGGUGUGAAGGCCUCUGGCGGAGGAGGAAGUAGUGGUGUAACACAGGCUCCUGGAUGUGAUCAAGUGUGUGGGAAGGCUCCGAGCAGUGCUGGGGCUCCGAGGAUUGUGGGCGGGCAAGCGUCGCAGCCCGGAGAAUACCCUUGGAUGGUACGUCUGACUAUCAUAGUUGGUGCCUCAUCCAUCCUCUGUGGUGGAUCCAUCAUCACGUCACUCCACAUUAUAACAGCAGCCCACUGUUUCAUCUAUGAUAGCACUCCUGAGGUAAUAGUCGUAGCGGGAGAACACAACAUAGAAACUGAAGACGAAAGUAACACGCAAGCCAUUAGUGCCAAGAAAAUCACUCUACACCCGAAGUUCGAUGCCACGACCGCGGCCAACGACAUCGCCGUAAUCACACUGCAGUCGCCUCUCGAGUGGACCGACAAUGUGGGACCCAUUUGCCUGCCACCUGACAAGACCUUCGGAGGGAGCGAGGCAGUCAUAACAGGAUGGGGCUUGCUGGACUCCCAGGAAUCGACAUUUCCGGACGAACUACAGGAAGCGGGAGUCACUGUGUUCGAUCAAGGGGAGUGUAAAAGCGCUCACGCUCUCUCCAACUUCCCCGUUACUAAUAAACAAAUUUGCGCUGCCGAUCCUGGACAGAUCGCUUGCAAGGGCGAUUCUGGGGGUCCGCUGGUAACGAAAGAAAACGGAAUUUGGCUGUUGCUCGGAGUAACGAGUUUUGGUCCAGGAGACUGCACGACAGAUGUUCCUGGCGUGUACACCCGUGUCUCUGCCUACAGCAAAUGGAUACUAAAUAAGGUUUCAUCAGGAUCUUGUUAAUGAUUCAGAAAUCCUGGCGAUGUAUCGUGACGUUUUGAAGACGAAAAUCACAACUUUGAUGCGACGUUAACCGAUUAUCAUUGCUCAGAUGAAAAUGUAUGAUAAUGCAAGAUAAACUGGAAGAUAAUUGAUAAUAAUUGGUAGGUGAUAAAUGAUUGGCAAGGGUAGAAAGGAAGCAGAAAACUAUCUAUUUGAAUGCGCUGGUGUUUGCAUUCCAUCUGAAUGUACAAGUUUGUCAUUGUAAAAUUCAAUCCACUGGUUUCUAAGUGCUAGCAAAAAAAGUCUUGAUCUUGGGUUGCAAGGACUUGACAAACACAUCGCAAGUCAAUUUGAAGGAGAAUAAGAAGAGGAAUAUUGAUCAUCGUUAUUUGCCGAGGUCAUAAACCCUUGUCAUCACUGUGUCAAGUUUUAGAUAAUGACCGUUGUGUAUGAUGGUUUGUUGAUGUUAGCAGUAAUUGUACAUAUAUAGAAAAAUACAACGGUUGCUGUUUCUUCUUUUC
Messenger RNA from Penaeus vannamei (Pacific white shrimp), 1956 nucleotides. NCBI's taxonomy places the organism in Eukaryota, Metazoa, Arthropoda, Malacostraca, Decapoda, Penaeidae. The record is from RefSeq and is a predicted model, not a curated record.